AUGCAAUGCUGUGACCAUCACAUUCGCUUCUCUCCCUCCUUAAAGCCUGAGGCUUUCUUGGGCCUUCCUACUCAAUUCAAAGAAAGAAACCAUCCUGCUGAUCACUUUCCUUCUCUCUUCAUGGCAAAAAUCCAAGUUAUCCAUGCCUGUUCCCUUGUUCUUGCAGUAAUCACCUAUCAUGAUAUUCUCUAUACCGAGGGAAGGCCGAUAAAAUCACUGGACAAACAUGAGUUUAGUUCAAUAGAUUCUGAACCAGGAACAGAAACAGGCAGCCAAGGAAUUGAGCACAAAGAUGAUCAUUGGGCCGCACCUCCCCAGGAGCCCAAUCCCGGUGUUAAAAAUUCAGUUGCAGGAAAGAAGGAACUUCCCCCACCCAUGUUGCCAAAUUACAGCGUUGGUUUUGGGGAUUCAACUGCAGUAUCUAAAGAUGAUUUUCGACCUACAACUCCAGGCAGCAGCCCCGGUGUUGGCCAUCACUCUGUACCAACCAAAGAUGAUACUCAACCAAAGGCACUACGCAAUAGUCCCAGUGUGAGACAGUCUGUCACAGCAUACAAGGACGAUUAUCGGCCCACAAAGCCAGGUCACAGCCCUGGUGUUGGCCAUUCUCUUCAGAAAACAAAUGCAGAACCAAAUGCAGAACCAAAUGCUUAG
Molecule: messenger RNA, 654 nt
Organism: Vitis vinifera (wine grape)
Lineage: Eukaryota; Viridiplantae; Streptophyta; Magnoliopsida; Vitales; Vitaceae
Product: precursor of CEP9
Exons: 1
Coding region: 1-654 (217 amino acids)
Biological process (GO): regulation of leaf morphogenesis; nitrate import; root development
Cellular component (GO): extracellular region
Molecular function (GO): hormone activity
Source: RefSeq, a predicted model, not a curated record